This is a messenger RNA of Fundulus heteroclitus (mummichog), 1444 nucleotides long. Its product is annotated as E3 ubiquitin-protein ligase TRIM23-like. The record is from RefSeq and is a predicted model, not a curated record. Gene Ontology annotation, molecular function: zinc ion binding. Lineage: Eukaryota; Metazoa; Chordata; Actinopteri; Cyprinodontiformes; Fundulidae. Bases 113 to 1270 code for a protein of 385 amino acids. The transcript has 3 exons.
AGUCACUUCGUACUCAGAUACAGAGGAUCUCAACUUACACCUGGUGAAGGUUCCUUUGUUUUCUUUCCUCCCUGUGGCUCCGUCGUUCUAGUGGAUUUUGCCUGCUGCAAAUAUGGCCACAUCCAGCAACUUCCUGUCUGACAGUCAGUUCCAAUGCUCCAUCUGUCUGGACCUCUUCACAGAGCCCGUCUCUACUCCAUGUGGACACACCUUCUGCAAGGACUGUCUGACCAGGUACCGGGCAGACAACAAGGAAUGUCAGUGUCCUCUGUGCAAAAAUAAGUUCAACAAGGACCUCAAACUAUCCGUCAACACCACAUUCAGGGAACUUGUGGAGAAUUUUAAGAAACACCACCAGAUGGCUGACGUUGCAUCCUCAGUAAAACCCUGGGAGGUAUCAUGUGACCUUUGUCCAGUGAGGAAGCGCAGGGCUGUAAAAACCUGCCUGGUGUGCUUAGCCUCGUUUUGUGAAACACAUUUAGAGCCUCACCUGAGAGUGGCUGCCUUGCAAAGACACGAACUGUCAAAUCCUGUUACCGACCUGGAGGAGAGAAUAUGUACGGAACACAACCGGCUUUGCGAGUUCUUCUGCCUGAAUGAUCACGUUUCUUUUUGUGCCCUGUGCACAGAACAUAUUCAUCACCACAGCGUCAACUUGAAUGAAACACGUGUGGAGCCACCUCACCUUUGGAGGAGGACAGGGACUGAACAGAAAAAUAACCAUGCACAGAAAGCAGGGGCAAAGGGCAAAAACAAGGGCAAAGGUAGAAGAGCAGAGAAUGGGAAGGCUGAUCAAGGGGAGCCCCCACAACAUUUUAAUGGAUGUGACUGUAUGUUUCAUAAUCCAGGCAUCCAUGGAGGAAAAGCUCUUUUUGAGUUUCAAGUCAACGGAAGGGACGGCUGUGAUUUAGCAGCAGUUAGAGAGUCCGCUUUAUUUGCCAUGCCAUUCCCACCAAAUUGGGACAACUGUUGCAUUGCAAGGUUUAGAAUUAGGAAAAACGCUUCUAAAAUAAUGGUGGUAGUAGAUUAUGAUAAUGGCCUCAUAAUCUUUCAUGAUCUAGACAAUGACAUCCUGGUUUGCAAACCUACAGGCAGUCGAUUCAAUGAGAAAAUCGUACUGUGCUUCAUCCCCAGCCAAUUUAGUCAUUUAAACUGGGUGAAGGGCUUAACAAGAGGAGUUCAGAAGAUACCACUUCAUGUACAGCAUGUCUUAUUGCUGCUUGGCGUGUUUUAUAUAAUUACAUGCAUUUGCAAGUUAUUUUUAUUUUAAGGCCAAAUUACACCGAAUUCCAAUGGGGAUUCCCUGAGACUGCAGAUAAACAAGCUAUAUCUUUUAUGUUUAUAAACACUUUAUAUAAUUUUAGGUUUGCAUUAGAUUUGCUUGUUUCAUUGUCAAAUAUUUCUGGUUAUUUUUUUAUACUUUUGUAUUACACUUUUGUGUAUU